Anopheles coluzzii is the source of this 944-nucleotide messenger RNA. Its product is annotated as rRNA-processing protein UTP23 homolog. Gene Ontology annotation, cellular component: small-subunit processome; nucleolus. Gene Ontology annotation, molecular function: small ribosomal subunit rRNA binding. The coding region runs from base 94 to 891 and encodes 265 amino acids. The record is from RefSeq and is a predicted model, not a curated record. The transcript has 2 exons. NCBI's taxonomy places the organism in Eukaryota, Metazoa, Arthropoda, Insecta, Diptera, Culicidae.
UUUGUUGUGUUUUCGGCGCGUGCAACACCCAGUCUUCGCUGCCGUCGGGGAAAAGAUCGCCUAAAACACACCGAAAAGCGCUCCUAAUUCACAAUGAAAAUCACCAAACACAAGAAAACUCGUAAGUAUAUGAGUUUUUACAUCAACAACUUUGGAUUUCGCGAACCACUGCUCGUGCUGAUCGAUGGAAGCUUUUGCCAUGCAGCGUACAAGAUCCGCCUGCAAAUAGAAGAGCAGCUAAAAAAGUACUUCCAGUGUGAGGUAAAGCCCAUCGUCACGGCAUGCAUCAUCACCGAGACGGACAAUCUCGGACCGGGCUUCACCGGCACCAGUCAGCUGUUGAAGAAAUUCCUCGUACAUCGCUGCGGCCACGAGAAGCGACCGCUCGACGGUUCGUCCUGCAUCAAAUCCAUGACCAAAUCGUGCCACUACAUCGUUGCCACGCAGGACCGAGCGCUGCAGGAGUGGGUCCGCGAGCAUCCGGGUAUACCGCUUUUCUACCUGCACAAUGCAUCCGUCCCCACGCUGGUGCAACCGUCGGAAGCUCACCGUCAGGCGGCUGCGGAAGGGCAGAAGAAUCGGGUAGGCAUUCGUGAACUUGAUCAGCAAACGAUACAAAAGCUAAAAGUGAAGGAAGGGCUCGUUACGCCCGAAUCGAACGGUGGCCCCAAGAAGAAGCGAAAGGUGAAAAACCCCAACCCGCUGUCGUGUAAAAAGCCCAAAAAGAUGAAAAAGGGGGUGGAAGGAAAGGGGACGCCGUCGGAGAGCAAGCCACCCACCGUGGGGGAGGGUGGAGUGGUAAAGAAAAAGAGCAGAAAGCGCAUCAAGCUGCCGAAACACGUCAUCGAGCAUCUGAAAGCCGGCAACGGUGGUGGUGCUGGGGCGUCAUAAAUGUAAGCAAAAACUGUAAAAUAAAAUUCGGCAAUUAAAGCUCAUUUAAUUGA